Molecule: messenger RNA, 1518 nt
Organism: Synchytrium microbalum
Lineage: Eukaryota; Fungi; Chytridiomycota; Chytridiomycetes; Synchytriales; Synchytriaceae
Exons: 9
Coding region: 1-1518 (505 amino acids)
Biological process (GO): mRNA processing
Cellular component (GO): nuclear speck; U2-type prespliceosome; nucleus
Molecular function (GO): pre-mRNA 3'-splice site binding; poly-pyrimidine tract binding
Source: RefSeq, a predicted model, not a curated record
AUGAAUAGCAGAGGAGGAGGUUAUGAUAUGCAUCAGAAUGGUGAUGGCGGACGUUACCGUGACGAUGGCUAUGGACGACGAGGUGGAGACCGUGGUGGAGACCGCCGAGACGAUCGACACAGAGACAGCAGAGGCUCCCGAAACAGAAGUCGCUCUAGAGAAGGCCGAGAUGAUCGCGGAUAUGGUGGCAGAGGCGGUGGAGGAGGUUAUCGUGAGGCACCAACCCGAAGAAGAAGUCGAAGUCCUCCUCGUGGUAGAAAACGCUCAGAAUCACCACCACUACGAAGAGAUCGUUCAGUCACUCCCAUACAUCUGAAAAAGAAGAAACUCAACGCUUGGGAUGUUCCUCCUCCCGGUUAUGAAGGGAUGACUGCUGCUCAAGUCAAGCAAACAGGACUGUUCCCAUUACCAGGUCAACCAGCUCGAGCUGCUGCCAUAACAGGCCCUGGCGGUAUCCUCACUAUAGCAGAUUUGCGUGGUGGAGGAACCGCUCAUAGUUUAGCUACCCUCAAAUUAGCACCCAACGUCGCUGGACCUGCUGCCGUCGCAGCACUAGCUACAAGUGCCCAACGCCAGGCUAAAAGGCUAUAUAUUGGUAAUGUGCCAGCUGGUGUCACCGAGGACCAACUCAUCCAAUUCUUUAAUGCUUCGAUGUCAGCUAUGAGUAUGAACAUUCUCCCCGGUGACCCAUGUGUCUCGUCACAGAUGAAUGUGGAAAAGAGUUACGCGUUCGUUGAGUUCAGGAGUGCACAAGAAGCAUCAGCAGCUCUGGCGUUCGAUGGUAUUCAAUUCUCAGGCCAGGCACUCAAGAUUCGAAGGCCAAAGGACUAUGCAGGUGGAGGAGCAGAGGAGGAUGGUGUUGAAUUGACUCAUAUCCCCGGUGUCAUAUCGACCAAUGUAGCCGACACGCCAAACAAAAUAUUCGUGGGAGGUCUACCUACAUAUUUGAACGAUGAACAAGUGAUUGAAUUGCUGAAAGCUUUCGGUGAACUACGUUCGUUCAAUCUGGUAAAAGAUGGAACAACCAAUGCCUCUAAAGGGUUUGCCUUUUGUGAAUAUCUAGAUAUUGGCAUCACCGACCUAGCUAUAUCCGGACUGAAUGGCAUGGAAUUAGGAGAUAAAAAACUUAUUGUGCAGCGAGCAUCAACUGGUGCUGCCAACAGAAACACUGGCAUCACUUUGAACCUAAACGCAGCAAUGGGACCAGGAGAUCCCACUCCUGUGUUACUACUCUUGAAUAUGGUUUCUCCGGAUGAGUUGAUGGAUGCCCAGGAAUAUUCAGAAAUUGUGGAAGAUAUUCGAGAUGAAUGCUCCAAGUUUGGCAACAUACUCCAAGUUAUGAUUCCUCGACCUCUACCUGGCCAACAAGUCGCAGGAGUCGGAAAAGUCUUCAUUCACUACUCAUCACCUGAACAGAGUCAAACUGCUCUCAGGUCCCUCGCUGGGCGUCGAUUUGGAGAGAGAACCGUGGUGGCUUCCUACUACCCACCUGAGAAAUUCUUUGCUGGAGACUACUAA